AUGAAGUCUUCGCAUCAAUUUCUAAAUAGAGAGGUUUCCAAAGAUAAUACGGCAGAGGAUAAGCAACUGACGGCAAACUCAUUUAUCACGAGUAAAUCCUCAUUUCUAAAAAAUAAUGAGUCGAAAAACGUUACUUUUGAAAGCAUGAGGGAGAAUCCAGGAUUUUAUGUCGCUGACGCAAAUGAUGUCAUUGAUUGGAUUGAUGGGUUAAAACAUCGGUAUCAGAAACUAAGGUUGAACCAGCGAGAAGAGUUGAAAUUAUUGAGAGAACAACAAGAUGAAGAAAACAGGGCAAAACGAUUGAAAGAAAAGUAUAGAAAGAAGCAUUUUGAUGAGGAUUUCAUCAAAUUGGGUAAAUAUUUGGAACGUCAAAAUGAUUUUGGAGAAAGCAAAGGGCAAGUCCUGGCGACGACUUGUAAUGAACGCAAUGUUGAUCAUACUAGGGGGGAUAUCAUUCAAAAGAAUAGUGAUAGACAACUGCUGUUGCAUGAAAAAGACCAUUAUAAUGACUGGAAAUCAACUGUCAGCCAAAGUCUGGCUAGUAGCGGAAAGGACAUUUCUAGUGGUGAUUCUGAAUUUGGUGUGGCUGCUUAUUCCCAUGAUAUAACGGGGGAACCUCAAUACAAUUUAGAUAAGAACCGUGAAGGUGAACAAGAAAAUAUGUAUUUUGGUCAUGGGGGAAGAAGCGGUGAAAAAAUAGACAGUCACCAGUAUAAUAAAAUGGAUAGCGAGAUUAUUGAAAUUUCGUCCAGCUCUGACGCAGACGAUGUUGAAAAUGACAAUGACGACAAUGUUGAAGAUGAUGAUGACGACAAUGAUGAUGAUGACGACAAUGAUGAUGAUGACGACAAUGAUGAUGACGAUGAUGAUGAUGACAACAAUGAUGAUGACGAUAAUGACGACGAUGAUGAUCACCAAGGUGAAUACUCGGAUUCCCACAUGAUAAAUGAUGAUUACAGAGACGAGCAAAAUUACAGCCAAAAUCGAUAUUCUAGCAUUUCAUACAAUCCACACGUGGUACGCCAUACAUAUGCGCCCAUGCUUUAUUAUAACGAUGAAGAUGAAGAUGAUAAUGAUGAUGAUGAAAUAAUGGAAACCACACAUCUUACAAGAUAUGAGAUUGAAAGUAAAGAACUGAAGUCCGCGAUGAAUGAUGUGAAUCAUUUAGUCCAUCGGAAAGAAAGUGAUUAUACAGAGAGGGAAGAUUUGUCUGACAAUGACGAGAAUCUUGAUAUAGAGAAGUACUCUGAGGAGAGUGAAGAAAAUGAGGAAAACGAAAAUUAUUCUUAUGAGUCAUGCAAUGAUGAUGGUUGGGAAAGCGGUGCAAAUAAGAUCGAAAAAAUAUCUUGCAAAGAGGCGAUACAAAGAUCUGAUCAUCAUUAUCAGCAUCAUGAUGAUGAUGAUGACACUAAAGAGUCAAUCCAAAGCGAUGUUGACAUGGCUGAGGAUCACGAAAGCUACGGAGAUCAUUCUGAAAUAAAUCAGGAUAACAGACAAUUGAAGCAAAGUUUUGAGGAAGACAAAAGAAUGGAGAAGGACUCGGAAGCAAGUUCUGCUGAUUUCUACGAAAGUGUUGAGAAAAAAGAAGUUCUCUCAACUCAUGCUUCCAACUUCAUUGAUUCUCAGUUAGAAGAUUAUGCAGAUCUGGAGAAAGAAGAUGAUGAAACUGACGACCGAAAUCAUUACUCUAAUAUAGCUGCAACAACGUUGAGGACCCUGUACAAAUUCCAACAUUUUCACCAACAGUCAGGAUACAUGGCAGAUUCUGAGUUUACUGAUAACAACUUUGUAGCUAAACCUUCACUCGAAGAUGAUAAAGAAUCUGAUGCGUUUUAUAAUGAUAAUAAUAAUAAUAAUUUCAGACCCGAAGAUUAUGCUGCAGUUCCUGAGGCGUUUUAUGCACAUGAGUUGAGUAGUCAAAGAUUGAAGGUCAAUGACUUGGACAGUAAUUUGUCCGAUGCAUCCUUAGCUGACGAAAGUCAAUUUGAAUCUGCAAAAAGUGAGUAUCCCAUCCCCGUUGCAAAGGAGGUACGCAAUGAUAAAGUGGAGGAGUACCCCUUGGAUCAAAUUGAAGAUACACCUCCAUUACCGGUUUUCAAAUCAAUUGCUGAAGAAGAACCAUUGGUGACAUUGAAGAAACUAAAAGAAACAGAGUUGAAAUACAAUGUCAAGAUUGAUGCCAUAGAGGAGUUGGAAAAAAGCUUAAACAUAACAUCUCUGGAGGAGAGAUUGAGCGGCGAAGAAAACAACUUGUUGUUGCUGACUCCAACACCUCCUCCUCUUUCUUCUUCUUCCAAUCAUGCCAGAUUGCAACUGAACUUAUCUGAAGAGCAAAAACAACAAAAUGAUUUUUUGGAAACAAUUCCUGUGCCGGUUCUUGAAUCGGUGGUGAAUCUAAGUAUGUCAGAAGAUGAGGACAGCACUGAAGAUUUUUCUACAAAUGCUUCGGACAUGGUGAUAUCAACCACAAACCCUCAGAUGAAGGAAAGAAACGAUGACCAUGUAAAGACAAGUAAUGACCUGCAGCUCAGUGAUGUUAUUACGAUUGAUGAAGUGAGGGAUUGUAAUGCGUGCAACGAAAUUGAUGAUCACGGAUUAAAUGUGUUAUCAAAAGUGGAGACUGAUUUUGCACCUCAAGUCAAUGGAGAGAAUCACCUUGUAAGUAAUGAAGAAGAAGAAGAAGAAGAAGAAGAAAAAGAGUCAUGUGGGGCAAUUGAAAACUCAAGUGAUUAUGAAGAAGAUAAAGAAAGCGAUAUGAGCAUCGGAGAGACCAUUCAAUUGGAUGAAAAGAGGAGUGAAGCGAAUGAAGAAAAAGAAAAGAAGGGGGAUGAAGAGGAGGAGGAAAAGCAGAAGAAGAAUGAUGAGAGUGAAACACAAGGCAUCAAUGACGAGUAUCGCAAUCAAAAUCAAAAUCAAAAUCAAAAUCAGACUUUUGUAGCUGAAAGCGUAGAAAAAGAAAGAAUACAGACUCAGAAUAGUUAUUCUACUACGACGAAAAUUGAUGAGCUUGCAAAUUUGAAAGCACAAACUGAGCCUGUUGCAGAAACUGUUGAACUGUCCUCACCUUCACAUAUUGAGUUGGCUAAUGAAGAGCAAGAUUCAAAUGGUGAGAAGACGAGUGCAGCGCUUCUUUGCCCUUUACCAAUUCUUCAAAGUGCCACUGAUCAUCUGCUGUUGCUUGCACUGAUACCCAUGCCGAUUGAACCCCCAAAGCUAGACUCGAUUAAUGAACUUGAGGUUGAGUCUGAACUGGAAGAAGACGCGUCCAUGUCAAGCGUAGUGAUUGAGGAUGAUAUUGAGCCUGCCUUGGAGACUGAUGACUAUGCAAAUAUGGAAAAUGCCGUAGCAGAAACGGCUUGUGUGGAUUCGGUUGAGGUGGCUGCAUCUGACACAAUUGAUACUUUGCAAGAAUCUAAUUACAAAAGUGAAGAAGAGAAAGAAGAGAAAGAAGAAAAAGAGGAAGAAGAAAAAGAUGAUGUUGAUGAAGAUGAAGAUGAAGAUGAUGUUGAAGAAGAAGAAAAAGAAGAAGAGGAAAAAGAAAAAGAUGAUGUUGAUGAAGAUGAUGAAGAAGAAAAGGUAGAAGUCUCUUACCAGAAGAAUCAAAAAGUCAAUAAGUUAUUGACUUUUGAAGAUGAGGUUAGUGGCGACGCACCAAUUGAAGGCUCCACGAUAGGUGGUAUUGACCAGACAAUCUUAAAGGUACCAACCUCUAUAGAGUCGGAUACACUUGACAAAAGCCUGAAUAGAGAUUCUAUACAAACACAAGAUGAGCUCCCAUCAAACAGCCAAGUUGUGGACAUUGUCGAGCCAUUUACCAAUGAUGUUGCUUCAGAGAUAAACUUUUCAGUUUCCAGUGCAGUAGUCUCACAUCAAAUCGAGGGAAAUGACUGUCAAGGAACCACUCUUCGAACGACUCGUGUCUCUGAGGAGGAUGCGGAAGGGGUAUUGGACACAGGCAGCAAUGAUGAAAAAACGGGUUUUGAAUGCAGUAAUGAUGUAAAAAUUGUAGGUCUCAUUCCCCAUUCAGAAUUGGACCGUGACGGAAGCUUUGAUAAGGAAGUGGAAAAAACUGAAACAAUAGCCAAAAAUGAAAUUGGUCUGGAUUUGGUUCCAACAAAAAACACUACUGAGCAAAAAGUAGAUGAAGAAAAUCCGUAUACUGUCGAGAGUCAAACUAAUGAAGUGGAACAAAUGCACGAUGAAACAGAACUACUGGAACUGCUGAAUGCAUUUGCUACUAAAACAGAUGUUUCUAUGAGCUCUUUUGAUACUGGUAUGCCGCAGUCAGAUGACAAAGAUCAUGAAGCAGAUAAGCUUGAAACUGAGAGUGAGACAAAAAAAUUAACGGAAUAUGAUGUAGAAAAGAUACUCAGCAACAGGGAGAUUUCAUCUAAAAAUAAAUCACAGCAUGAAAACAAUGAGAAUGGUAUAGGAACAAGUAAUUUUGUCUUCCCUGCAAUCACGCCGUUCGUGCAACUAGGAAGCUACAUUGGUAGUUUAGCGAACAAGUACAAUAAUUACAAAAGAAAUAGGGAACCACUCUAUGGCACCACAACAACACGAUCUGUCGAGAUUUCAUACAUGAGACCAUCUAGCCGGCGAAGAAAAAGAAGAAGAAUUUCAAAGUUGCCUCUAGAAGAAAGUAAGCCUGUAGAGGAGGAGAAGAAGGAAGAUAGGAAAAAAGAGAGGGAAGAGGAGAAAAAGAAAAAGAAAGAUGAUGAGAAGCAAAUUACUACCAAACCUGAGCUAACUGGUUCUAAAAAUAUUGAAGUGAAAGACAGAAUCAUCAUAAAUGAAACAAAAGUUGCUGUACCAGAUGUAACAGAUUCUACUGUUAAAGAGGAUGCUCCAGCUAGUCUGGACUCUAAAAAGAGACAUUAUCGUCGUAAAAUCCUUGGCUUAGACUUGAAUGAGAUUGAGAGUUUUGAGUCAGUAAGAAGCUUACGAAAUGGUAACGUGUAUGGUAGCGAAGACUCAUCAAUGAGGUCUGAUACUAGAAUAACGCGAUCACGCGAUUCCACUAGAGAUCAGUUAGAUUUGAGGUAUCCAAGAUCAAGCUCGAAGUCCGACUCUUGUGAGCACGAAUGUCCUGCGUCCAGAACGAGAUCUAAAUCGCCUAUGAAAAGACCAGCUCAUGCUAUGAGCGAACCUUGUGAGCAAACAAGAAGGAAAAGAGCAAAGGAGUCUAAUUUUGGAACAAACAAUGAAUUUGAAAAUAAUAGAGGACACCCGAGGGAGAAAUAA
Messenger RNA from Lodderomyces oxycetoniae, 5244 nucleotides. RefSeq lists its product as uncharacterized. Lineage: Eukaryota; Fungi; Ascomycota; Pichiomycetes; Serinales; Debaryomycetaceae. The record is from RefSeq and is a predicted model, not a curated record. The transcript has a single exon. The coding region runs from base 1 to 5244 and encodes 1747 amino acids.